Molecule: messenger RNA, 2751 nt
Organism: Trichomycterus rosablanca
Lineage: Eukaryota; Metazoa; Chordata; Actinopteri; Siluriformes; Trichomycteridae
Gene: trpt1
Product: tRNA phosphotransferase 1
Exons: 7
Coding region: 29-712 (227 amino acids)
Biological process (GO): tRNA splicing, via endonucleolytic cleavage and ligation
Molecular function (GO): tRNA 2'-phosphotransferase activity
Source: RefSeq, a predicted model, not a curated record
UUUAUGUUUUAUAAUAAGAGUAGUUUAAAUGGACUGUCAUCAUAGUGGGAGAGGAAAAAGAGGAAGAGGUGAAAGAAGGAACCGAGACGAGGACAAAGAUGUUCGUCUCUCCAAAUCUCUGUCUUAUGUUCUGAGACAUGGUGCUGCUAAACUGGGUCUUCAUAUGAGCUCAGAUGGAUUUAUAUUCGUGGAUGAAAUUCUGGCUCAUGCACAGUUUAGCUCAUUCUUACAAGAAGAUGUAGAGAAAGUGGUGGCCACUAAUGACAAACAGCGAUUUAAACUGCAGAACCACCCUGAAAAUGGACGCCUGCAGAUUCGCGCCAAUCAGGGACAUUCUGUACAGGUUGAAAACCUGGAGUUAAGCGCUGUAGUACUGGAUGCUCCAGACUGUCCUCAGGAAGCCGUUCAUGGUUCCUACAUGAAGCACUGGGACUCUAUACGCAGUAAAGGCCUAAGCAGGAUGAGCAGAACACACAUUCACCUGGCACCCUGUCUACCUGAAAAGAGCCAAGUCAUUAGUGGUAUGAGACAGAAUUGUGAUCUUGCUGUGUACAUCAAUGUGCCCAAAGCUCUUGCAGAUGGAAUUAAGUUCUACUGGUCAGAAAACAAAGUGCUGUUGACCCCGGGUGAUGCUGAAGGAUUUCUGGCUCCUCAAUAUUUCUCUCGUGCGCAAAGACUAAAACCAUCAUCUUGCGAACUUAAAUUGGAAUAGUCAGACAUGGAAAGUCUUGAUGGAUAUUAUCAUAAGGAGGACAGGACACUACGAGGAUCUACAGCGACACAGUAAACUUGAACAAUGGGUAACUUGCUGCAACAUGAGCAUGUAAAGUCCUGUUUAAUGUAAUUAUUCACUUCAAGUGUGACAUUACUUAUUGUAGUCUAUUUACUGUAUAUUACAUGUAUGUUUACACUUUUAGCAUUUAGCAGAUGGUCUUAUACACAGUGACUUACAGAAGUGCUUCCUCUGUUCCGCUGUAUUUAUUUACUGUAGUUCAAGUAGACAAUGAUUUAAGAAUACAAAACUGCUGAAACCCUGUUAGAACCAAGAAAUAUCUGGAAGUGCUUUUUGUUUUUGAUAAAUACUAUAGGACAGUGGUCCACAACCACCGGGUCCGUGGGUCAUUUAUUACCAGGCAACACAGAAAGAAUAAAUAAUUAGAGAUCGCUACAAGAGAAUUACAUUUCCAAAACUUUUCUGGUGUUAUUGUCUCCAAUCACCACUAGGUGGGAGCAGAGUCUCAUUGCAUCAUAAAAAGCUCAGCAAUCCCACUAAUUUUCCAUUCUAGAGUUAUUCUAUUUUAAAUCCUCCCGCCCCCGCCGGCCCGUGAAAUUAUAUCUUAUAUAAAAGAUAACGGUCCGAUAUGCAAAAAGGUUGGGAACCGCUGCUAUAGGAUAUUAGUUAGUGCAUGUUAGUUUGAGUUAGGUGCUUAAUAAAGAGGUGUGUAUUUAAUCUUCAGUCUUUUAAAAAUGAUGAUAUUUACAUCGGCAUUUAGCAGGCACUUUUAUACAAAGAGACUUACAGCACUGUGACAGUAUACACUUUAAGCAGUUGAGGGUUAAGGGCCUUGCUCAAGGGCCCAACAGUGGUAGUGGUGGGGCUUGAACCAGUGACCCUUAAAUUACUAGUCCAGUACCUUAAUCACUAGGCUACUAAUUAGAGACUCGUUUUACCACUUGGAUGCUUGUACAGAGAAGAGUCUUGAUCUUUGUCUAAGUUCUUAGUGGUGGAUCAUGACGAGCAGUUCUACAUUAUAUCUUUAGAACUGUAUAUACAGCGAGGACCCAAAGUCUGAGACCACUAGUGAACAUACAUCUAUUUUUCUUGAGCAUUUUUGUUACAAUGGUUACACGCUCAACCAAAAACUUUUUUUGCUGAUGGCAUUAAAAAGUUAGUACGACACUGGGAAAAAUGCAUCGCAAAGGAAGGUGACUGUAGAAAAGCGAUGUCAUUUGUUUUUUUUUAAUUCUUAAGAAAUAGAGUUUAAAAAGUGCAUAAACUUUUCAAAUAUCCCUCAUAGAUAUACAUAAGAAAACACUGAAUUAUCCUGCCAUGAAUGUACACAAACAAACAAACAUCUUAUGCUGUAAGCAGUAACACACAUACUGCUAUACUGUACUGUAAGUACAUUCUAACUACUGUAAGCAGUAGCUUUAAAGAAAAUGUUAAAUUUCAUUAAAAAAAAAAACUAAUAAUAAAGACUGAAAUAUUUAAAUGAAGUAAAAUACUGUGUAUAAAAUGUAAAAUAUUAACAGAUGCUGUAUUUAACACCAAAACACUGGUUAGUAUGAAGAACGUUUGCAUGUUAAGACUGAAUGAUUCUGCCAUGAAUGUACACAAACAAACAUCAUAGCUUAUAUUGUAAGCAGUAACACACAUACUACUGUACUGUACAUUCUAACUACUGUAAGCAGAAGCCCAGAGUAGUUGGAAUUUAAAAUAUUACUAGACUAUCAUUGAAUUAUUAUUGAAAUAUUAAUAGAUGCUGUAUUUAACACCCAAACACUGUAUGAGGUUAGUAUAAAGGAAGUUUGCACUGAGCUGUGUGUCACACCGAACCGUUUGUAAAAAGGCAGCCACAGAGAUAAGAAGUUACUUGACUGGUCACUGUACCAUGUCCUGUGUCGGGCAUGAUAGUCUGCGGUUUCCUUCACUGUCACUUACAAGAACUUGAAAGCCAGAGUAGGAUAUUGCUCAUGUAAUUGUUUAUUGUACACUUGUAAAUGUAUUUAUUUAAAUUAAAAAGUAAGAAA